UGUACGUAUGUACGUAUGUAUGUAUGUAUGUAUGUAUGUAUGUAUGUAUAAAAGCUACAAUGACAAACAAUGCGAUCUGUAUAAAUCAGUAUAGGCAAAAAUAGAUUUGUGAUCUUCCAUAGUUGAUACGAUAAUCAUUAAAAUAAUAUAGUAUUCGAAAUGUAAUGACAGAUAGUACUUAUUAUGCAUGUUUUUUUUGAAAAAUAUCGUAUUGUUGCAAUUCAGUAGAAAUAUAACUCUUAAAGUUUAAAUUUAAAGCGAAAGAAAAAAAAAUAAGCAAAAGAAUGAAACAAUUUAUUAUUCGGUCUGUAAUAUAAAAAUAAAAAAUAACAAUUUCUAUUCUACCAUCUAAUUGAUUAUUAUUCAACAAUGUAUAUGAGUAAAGAGUGAUCAUUGAAAGUUCGCGCGAACUGUUUAGAUUUGUUGUAUUCAAAUUUACGUGGUAUUUUUUAAGUAAAAUUUCUUUUUAUUUAAAUAACGAUAAUCGAUUAUAUAGAUUAUUGUUAUUAUUAUUAUUGUUUAAAAGGAGUCCAAUGACAUUUGAUAUUGCUAACUUCAAGGUACAACGGUGACUUGCGCGGGAUAUUUUAUAGAGAGAGAGAGAGAGAGAGAGAGAGAGAGAGCUUUUAUUCAAAGUAUAAGCUCUACCUACGAACGAUGGUUGCUCGAAGUUGACCAGUCAGUAAAAAGCGUUCGUUCGAGACACUUCUAACGUUCAUUCAAUCUUUCGGUUAUCGUGUUAUUUAUAUUUUCAUAUUAUCGAUAUUAAUGAUUUCAUUAAAAUCAAAUAAAUAAAAUGUAAAGUUCAGUAAUCAUCCGUUCAACAAAGUACGAUCGGCAUUUGAAUUUUUAAAUGUUGGCGCGAAAUUUCAAAUGUUCGUAAUAUCUGAAAGUGUCGCAUUAUCAAAUUUGAAAAAAAUAUUAAUAUUUAGAUAAUAGUGAUGAUGCGGUGUCAAAAAAAUAUAUUUUAUUUGAAAGAUAAAUGUUUUUUUUAUAAAUGAUAACUAUCUUAACAUAAAUUUGUUAAAUUAGGUACAUUACCGAGUCUUAAAGAUCAUAAGGUACAAUUUAUUAUACCCAUUCAUAUAAAUUUAAAUGAUAAAUGUAGAACUUCUAAAAGAAUAAUGAUUAUAGUUGAAAGACAAGAUUUCUCAAGUUCAACGCGAUAUCUAUUUUCGUUUAUUAAAGGAGGAACGAAGACGAAACGUGUACGUACAUACAUAAAUCGUGAAAGCAACAUCAGAAUAUGUUGAAUUGCAAUAAAGUCAUUUAUUAACUCGCAGAUCAAAAUACGCCACAAAUGAACAAUCAUUGAAUAGAUGGAAAAAUUCGUCUGGGUGCUAUGAGGGUGUAUCGUUCUAUAAAAAAGAUGGCAGAUGUAGUAAAAGUCAAGAUUUGACGAGUGAGAAGGAAAAAAAAAAGAAAAAAAAACAAUGACAAACAUAAAUUCAUCCUACCGAUGGGGGAAAAACGAAUACGGCAGCAGAUAUCAUUUUUCUUAUUAUAGUCAGUUCGGAGAAAGGGAUGAAGCAGCUGCUGUAGAGGUGACAAUUCUGCUCAUUACGUUCAUCUCAGCAAUCAUCGUCAAUGCCGGGAUGGCCGUUUGUGUGCUCAGGUAUAAGGAGAUUAGAACGCCCACGAACUUGUGCUUGGUGAACUUGGCUGCAGCGGAUCUAUUGUUUGCUCUUGGUAUCCCAGUGGUUGCUUACACCAGAUUAACGCAAUCUUGGAAACUUGGUGACGUGGUUUGCGCGUUAUUACCAUAUUCCGAGCUUUAUUUUUUCGUAUUUCAGUACGUAUGUGGCUUUGUACUUUUAUGGACACUUACGGUUAUAUCGAUAGAUAGACACAAGUGUUUGGCAGUUGCACCGUAUAGAAGUAUUCUGACUAAUCGAAGAGUGCUUUUCAUUUGUUUAACAACGUGGAUCGUCGCUUUUUUGGUCUUUCUUCCUGUUGCAAUUUGGUUUAAACCACGGGCAGUCUCGGGUGGUGUUACAAUAUGUACUCUUGUAUUUCCACAGAAAUCAGUGGUGAAGAUAUCACUUAUUUUUACCAUAGUAACACUCACGUUUACUUGUCUCUUACCAAUGAGCUUGUUGGUCUAUUACUAUCAACAAAUAUUGAAAAAAAUCCUUAAUACCCGAGAUAGAUGGGCUGUACCCUGUGUUGCCCAGGAUUUAACUGCCGAUAAAGGAAACAGAAGAGACUCGGAAUUAUCGGUGGUAGGAUCAUUAAUACCUUGGGUUGGAAGAAAAUCAUCAACAACGUCGGUUGUAGAACGUACCGGUAGGACUGGCAGUCUGUCGCAACACGAAGAAAUACGUCUUCACAAGCAUAUACGUGUUAUGCGAAUUUUACUAUUAAACGUAGUCGCCGUUUUAGUUAUGUGGUUGCCGAUAACGAUCAUCGCUUUGUUGCUUUUCAUUGAUGCACAGAGGCCACCAGAACAAGCUGACUUUUUUAUGAGAUCUCAUCAUUUCAUAUGGGCACUUAUUACUGCUCAGUUGAAUACUGUGGUCAAUCCUAUUCUUUAUGGUGUUUUCUCAGAGAACUUUAGAGUAUGUGUUAACAAAAUUCUACGACGUUCUAAUAAAAAUGACGAACAAGAAGAUCGUAGUGCUAAUGGUUCAAAGAAAAGUGUCAAAUCAUUGGAUACCGUUCAAAAUCGAUUCGGUGGUCCAAAAAUACACAAUAGUUUUAGAAAUUCAUUGAAACAACCAAAAAGUUCCAGUUGCAGCAUGGGAAGUAUUAUAGAAAUGCCAUGUUCAGAAAAAAUUUAAGCAAUUUUUUUGUAUUGAAAAUUAAUUAAAAUAUUUAAUAAGUUUAUUUGUGUUCUUAUGAAUAAGUGAUAACU
Messenger RNA from Polistes dominula (European paper wasp), 2854 nucleotides. RefSeq names its product free fatty acid receptor 4. The record is from RefSeq and is a predicted model, not a curated record. Gene Ontology annotation, molecular function: G protein-coupled receptor activity. Lineage: Eukaryota; Metazoa; Arthropoda; Insecta; Hymenoptera; Vespidae. Gene Ontology annotation, cellular component: membrane. Gene Ontology annotation, biological process: G protein-coupled receptor signaling pathway.